CCUUUAUUAAUGAUAAGACUAAAAAAGAGUGUAAAGAUUGGGCAGAAAAGCAUCUUAAUUGGACAACUACCAACUGGAAGAAUCAUAUAUGGAGAAGGCCAGGUGAAGAAUUUAAUGAUGAUUGUUUUGUUCCAGCUAUCAAAUCUAAAGAGAUUAUGAUGUGGGAUGUUUUUUUUGGUGGG
Molecule: messenger RNA, 182 nt
Organism: Dentiscutata heterogama
Lineage: Eukaryota; Fungi; Glomeromycota; Glomeromycetes; Diversisporales; Gigasporaceae
Source: the annotation of a GenBank genome assembly